GCCAUAUUGAAAUUUCAACCGAAUGGCUAGCUGUCAUUCUCGGGUGAAAAAAUCUUUUCUUUCACAAUUUCGACGAGAACUGCUGUGCGUUAUUCGGUUUUAAAAUAUCUAAACAAAUUCGUUAUUUGCCGGUUGCCGCAACUAAUAAAAAAAUAAACACGCGCCGCUUGCAGAGUUGUUGUUGUCGUCUGGGCGAACAGCAAAAUUGUGUGUGAUUAGCGCGCCGCUUCUUAUUUUCAGCGGCGGCAGCAGCGAAUUGUGAAUUUGUUAGGUUUUAAGUGCUAAGAUUGGUGCGGAUCGUAGGGUUCGCAGGUCCCAGGAGCAGGACAAAGACCAGGAACCAUGAGCGGCAGUACUCCGGGGGGCGAAAGUGCCCUGGUGAAGGUAGCGACGCCUUCGCCAUCGCCGCUGGCCAGACUAGAUGUGGACUAUACGGGUUCCAAGUUCGAGAUGCACUCGUCGCUGUCGGACGAGGAGCGCCGGUUCUACCUGAAGAUGUACCCCAACGUGGAUCUGGUGAACCAGCGGAAGGUGCACUGCACCGUGUGCAAACUGCAUCUGGGCACAGCGCCAGCCUCCGAGAACAACAUCAAGAUGCAUCCGAUCCUGCGAGUGACGCACUGCGUCAAGUGCCAUGACUUCUACAACAGCGGCGAGUUCUCCAAGGGCGAGGACGGCUCCGAGCUGUACUGCCGCUGGUGCGGCCAGGGUGGCGAGGUCUACUGCUGCUCAUCCUGCCCGUACGUCUUCUGCAAGUCCUGCAUAGUCAAGAACCUCUCCAAGGGCGUCAUCGUGGACAUCGAGCAGAACGAGCACUGGAACUGCUUCAGCUGCACCUCCAAGAUCCUCUGGCCACUGCGCGCCCAGCACUGGGCCCUGGUCAACUACCUGCAGACGCAAAAGAGAGCCCUACAAGGCUUGCAGCUGCCCGAGCUGGAGGCUCGCCGCCAAAUGCUCAAGGAUAACAGCAACUGCUGCCGUUUGGCCAAGUCGAAGGCCAGCAGCUUAUCCGACUCCAUGGAGAGCUUGGAGUCCAAUGUCUCCAAGCGCAGCCACGGCAGCUCGGUGGGCUCGACCAAACGAGGAUCCCUGACCAAAGCCGCUCCAUCGGCACCGCCGGCCAAACGUCCAAAAUCUUCCAACGACGAGGUGGUCUGCACACCGGAUCUGCUCAGCAUGCUGGAGCCGGACUGCCAGCUGUCUGUGACCCCCAAACCGGCUGGCCGUCCGCCGAUGGCAGCGUCGAAUAUUACAACCACUCCCAGGAUUGUCACCGUCCAGCAGAACUACCAACCGGGACCAAGUUCCAGUUCCAGUAGCAGCAGCAAUGGUGGUGCCAGUGGGUCCUCCGCGAUGGCAAUGCCGCGUAGCAGCCUGCCACCGCCACUGGUGCUCAGUGGGUCGGGGAUUCGCUACCGCCAGAGUUCCCCUGGUGGCGUUGUGCGACGCACCGUGGUGCCCAACUCGGUGAAGAGCGCCGGGCCAGUCUUCCACACCAUCAAUGGCUACCGGGUGGAUUUGAACAGCGCUGCACAGCAGGACUCCUACCGCCUUCCCAACGGACGUUUGAUUCAGGUGAAGCGCCAGUUGCCUCAAGCCACCGGUCAGCCCUCGCCACCGCCACCUCUUCCUGCUCUGGCUAUACCUCCCGUGGGUCCUGGCGUGGUCAUCCGGCCACGGCCUCCGAUUCCGUCUAACCGGCCCCCGCUGCAUAUCAGCAGCUACGGCUCCAACAUGGGCAUCUACAACCCGCAGUCGGGUCAAUCGCAGCGACCGCCGCAAGUGCGAAUGGCGAGUGCCAUCCAAGGGCCUCCAGCCGUUCCAGGUCCGCCGCCGAGCGCCAAUGGGGGCCUGACGAUUACCCCGGCACAGCCUCCAGCUGCCAAGGGUCCAACGCUGGUGCGUCACAUGUUUCCCAACACGACGAUGGGACAGGCACGCGCCCAGCUGCAGGAGCAGAUCUUCGCCGCCAUGGAGAUCUGCACCCAUCUCACCGGCAAAGUGGUCUCGCUUACCCACUCGAACGCCUACAACCAGGUGCGCAACUUCCUGGAACUCAAGGAGCUGUACAUCCACAUGUCCUACUUGAUGACCUACGCCAUCGGGCGGUUCAAGAAUCUGCAGGAGAAGUGUCUUGUGGACAUGCGGGAGAAGGGCUUUAAGAACGACGCCAACAGUCUGGAGAACGGUCAACUGGCAGCCGCCGUCGACUACGUUUGCUACGGCCAGCUGGACGACGUGGAUCUCUUCAACACGGGCUGCAAUAGUUUCCACAAUCAGGUCUAUGAGUACCGAAAGAGUCUGCAUGCCAAUCUGAAGGAUGGCGAGGACUGCGAGCCACUGCCGCCGCUGAUGCCGCUGGGAGUUCGGGCUGAAGGCGAUCCCAUCGACGAACCGGAGGAGCCGGAAAUAGUGCAGGAACAGCAGCGAGGCGACAACGAAGAAGCGGAUGACAUUGACUACGAUGAACCGGACGAUUUGGAUGAUGAUUUGGACGACGAUGAGCUGGACAAUGAGGAGUGCGGCGAACUGGGCACCGAGGAGAGCAUGAAUCGCAACGAACAGGCUCACGCCUACGACCGCAAGUUGACCCGGCUCCUCCGCGAGUAUCCAUCGUUGUGGUGCACCCGACACCCCGAUUACGGAAAGAAAGAGGUCACCAACAAGCAAUGGCGGGUGAUUGCCAGCCACUUUCCGCGCGGCGACGACAUCAAGCUGCGCUGGAAGAACGUGCGGAAGCGAUACGUUCGCAUCGAGAGGCGACUGAAGCAGGGAAAGCGUUUCAAGGGCUACUUCGAUAAGGCCACCAACUAUCUGGAGAACAGGGAUCGGCCGAGAAGCGAAUGGCUGGCGGUGGACUGCGGCGAGGAUGAUGGCGAUGGCUUCGAGCGCAAGCACCUCGACGUAAUCGAGAACACAAUGGAGCAAAAGGCACUCAAGCAGCCAGCGGUAAAAAUCAAACCAAAAGGUGGCUCUCGAGUGCCCAUGCGUCCGCUCGAGGUGCGUCCCAUUGAUCAGCGCAUCAUAACCUUCGCCAAAAGCCAUCCAGUGCUCUGGCGUAAAUCCGCCGAUCCCGAGUUCAACAGUAUUGACGAACAAACCCGCAAGUCCCUGUGGCAGAACUUCUGGAAGUCUGCACCCAAUUAUGCCUGCGAGUAUCUUGUGGAGCGCUGGCAGCAAAUGUACGAGAUGUACAAGUCCUUCCGCCUCAAGAGUAUCAAGGACAAGGGCAUCUUUGCCAAUCUGGAGCUAAAGUACUCAAAGUACUUGGCCAGCUUGUACUUCCUGUACAAGAUCGACGAGCAAGACCUGCGCGACGAGUUCGAGCCGCUGCAGGAUUGCGUGCCGAAGGGUGCAGACUCCGCGGGAAAGCUAAAAGACAUGCCGGAUGACAAGCAGUUCUCCCAACAACUAGUUCUGGCCAUGCGGGCCUAUCCCACACUCUGGAAUCCACGCCAUGUGGACUACAGCGAUGUGGGAGCCAGAGAGCGGCUCUGGCCGGAAGUGGCCAGGCGGUUGCCCCGCUUCAAGAGGGAUGCCCAGGCCUGCAAGCUCCGCUGGCAGAUGGCCAAGUUUGCCUACGAGUGCUACUGCCGCGAAAUGGAGCGACAUCCACGGGUCAACGAACGAAAGCUUCAGAAGCUGCGUUGCAAUUUUCCGCUCGAGGAGAUGCGCUUCCUGAACAUUUAGACUCGACAUUCCAGUCCUUUUCUAGGCUUAGUUUUUUGUACUUUGAGAUUAUAGCUUAAGCUUAAGUAAACAGUAUUUGCCAACAUUGCCAGGAGCCAUACUUACAAAUAUAAA
Drosophila takahashii is the source of this 3804-nucleotide messenger RNA. RefSeq names its product ADD domain-containing protein 1 (gene ADD1). Gene Ontology annotation, biological process: chromatin remodeling; replication fork processing. Lineage: Eukaryota; Metazoa; Arthropoda; Insecta; Diptera; Drosophilidae. Gene Ontology annotation, molecular function: chromatin DNA binding. The record is from RefSeq and is a predicted model, not a curated record. Gene Ontology annotation, cellular component: nucleus; pericentric heterochromatin.